AUGGCUUGACUUCAAUCUCCAACAGUCUGCGCGCAUAUAUAAGACUCUCGUCGAGGUACCCACUGUCGUACAUCUUCUCCUACAACCACCAUGUAGCUCCAGGCCCCGCGCCGUCUCUUCUAUUGACAACGGUAGCUGACAGUGACUAUAUGCGCCCGUUAUGCAGCGCGUCGCUUCCCCUGCCUCUUGCGCAUUCGUACAUUCAUUGCGCACAGGAGGACGUCAUCACGGAUGGGUCAGCCCUCUAGCUCGUCCCGCGCCCUCUAGCUCAUCUCCCUCGCCGGCCUGCACCCCAACGCCGCGACGGCCGAGCUUGCGCACAGCAUGCUCGCAUACGUCGGCGCUGCUGUCCACAAUAUCCAGCUGAGUAUCCUGGGUUCAGACUACCCCUCUCGUCAUCGUUUACGUUCCGUGUUCGGUAUGUCCGACGCUUCUGGAGUGUGCAGUCCUACCCAUCCUGGACAAGACCCUCCGGCUACAAGCUGUCUUGCCACAAGUAUGACAACGAGGAGCGCAUUGCGCACACUUGCUGCUCGUGCAGAGGGCUUUGAGCAGUCACCACUGGUUGGAUCUGCGCCUCCGCCCACUUGGCAGUACUGCCACAUGGCAGUCAGUUCCAAGAUGAUAGGCCUCGCCUUCAAACGGCGCACUCAGGUGGAGUCUUGCUGUUCCCAUCGAAAUGGGAUUAUAACCGGCAGUGUCGAGGGCGAACUAGACUACGGUGGGCGGCUGAGGUCGAACGAUCCGCACCCGCCGUCAGAUCUCGGCCAAGAGACUCGGUCUAGCUCGCCCUCGACAUUCCUCCUUACGGGACGCCCCAGCGAUACUAAGGCCGCCACAUUCCGCCUGUGCGCACGUCUGCAGUUGGGGGUGUAUAGCAUGAUGUCAUUAGGAAAACAUCUGGAAUACUUCGACACUACUAUGGAAUUCAACUCUCAUCAACCUCAGAAGUGGACAUCAACGAAAUCAACAACUCAGCCUAACACUGGCGAACCAUCAAGAGCGUACUCGCGAUAUGUGCUGGCAAAGGACUAGCACGCGCAAGGCCAGGGCCAGCUGGCGGAUAGGCGUCGAACCUAAUCACGAAAUUUAUGGAGCAACCCCGAGGAGAUUGCAAAACUGCAACGACUCACAAGGCGGACGGUGCGGGUGCACAUGGUCAGAAAUUCAUGAUCGUCCACCGGAGGUGCAUCCCAUAUACCUUUCAAGUUUGUUUCAAGUAAGGCCAUGGUUCCGACAGGCGGAACAAUCGAGAUCAACGAGUGU
Molecule: messenger RNA, 1266 nt
Organism: Fomitopsis serialis
Lineage: Eukaryota; Fungi; Basidiomycota; Agaricomycetes; Polyporales; Fomitopsidaceae
Exons: 2
Coding region: 325-1035 (236 amino acids)
Source: RefSeq, a predicted model, not a curated record